Messenger RNA from Blastomyces gilchristii SLH14081, 2580 nucleotides. Its product is annotated as glutaryl-CoA dehydrogenase. Gene Ontology annotation, biological process: fatty-acyl-CoA biosynthetic process; fatty acid beta-oxidation using acyl-CoA dehydrogenase. NCBI's taxonomy places the organism in Eukaryota, Fungi, Ascomycota, Eurotiomycetes, Onygenales, Ajellomycetaceae. The transcript is spliced from 8 exons. The record is from RefSeq and is a predicted model, not a curated record. Gene Ontology annotation, molecular function: flavin adenine dinucleotide binding; fatty-acyl-CoA binding; glutaryl-CoA dehydrogenase activity. The coding region runs from base 664 to 2580 and encodes 638 amino acids. Gene Ontology annotation, cellular component: mitochondrial inner membrane.
CACACCGGAGGAGUAAGCGAGUCCUCCAUAUCUCGCCGAGAUAUCGUCCGGGUUCCGUGCUUCCACUCUACUGCGGACAAGGCUCUGAGCUUACACUUCAUAACAAACCUGUCGAUGCUUUUUUGACAGUCACCUCUACCAUUGACUCUUACACUCCAGACAAUGACAUCCAUCUGAUAUGCAAGACCACCUGCAAGACAACCAAGGCCAACACACUAAGGCUGACGUCAAACUGCUAUGUAGCCCGGUGAUAUCAAAUGGCGGUGUUGAGAUAUUGCUCCACUCUCAAACCUCUGGAAAUCCAAACUAGAGAAUUGGCUACACGUAGGGAUACAACAUGAUCCGAUGAGCCGCACUCCCUCAAGCUCUGGUCAUCCAGGAGUCCGCUCUAAAAACCGCCACCUCAUUUAGUUGAAGUGGCAGUCAUCCUCAUCAUGCAGGGGAAGUACAUGCAUAUCCCUCCCGCGUCACAUCGUCUAUAUGCUGGAGAGUUGGUGUACCGAAUUCCAGCUGCAUCAGUGCUGACGGGCAAGCUGAUGAAAAUGCUAUAAGUAUCUUGGUUUUCAGUGGCAGCUUCUCCUCCAUGAAAGGUCCAAUCCACAACUCUCUUUUGAUAUCAAACCACAUUCAUCAGUGAUUAGCAACCCAACAAACUCUGUCAAUAUGCUGUUUUCCUCAGCCGUGAUCAAGUAUGCCGCCCUUCUUAUGACCACCGGUGCCGUUGCACUGCCGGCGACCAUCCCGGGGUUUGAGGCUGGGGUCCGCACUAUUUGCUUCGAUGAAACUCCCAACAUGCAUUGCUACUCAGGAGAGAACGACAUCCCCCAGGAUGUCGACCCAAAGGAUGUCAGCUUCAUAGCAAGCUAUCUUCGCGCCUAUGGUCGACAGACUAGAAUUGGUAGAUUGUUCACCAUGAAGGCGGCCGAUGCGCCUGACUGUGGAGAAUGGAUUCUGUAUGCGCGUGGCACAGCAGCAGCUUACGCCAAAAAGACCAACCUGACAUACGACUCCUCGGUCCUCUUUUCCGAUAUUGCAGACACCAUCGAUGGUGGUAAGAAGCCGGAGGCUGACAGCAUCCUCAAGUGUCAAGCGGAUGGCGGUUCCUUUGGUACGCAGAUUGCAGAUGUAGCUGCUCCGGCCUACAUGACUCAGGAAUAUAUUGAUGCAGGCUUCAAGCCUGACGGUAUUCUCAUAAAGAUCAUGUACUGCGCCAAUGAACUUGCGUUUGACUGGCAACGUAUAAAUUUCGAGGGUUUCCAAUUCCGUCCUGUAUCCUUCGUGCGAAAAUCCAAUAUGAAUCCAUUCACUGUGCGACACGCUUUUCGCAGACUCCAUGCAGCAAACCACUUUGUUUCAAAUAAUAUCCCGCGACGAUACGCGCACUCUACUGCUACAUUCAAUUGGCAAGACCCGCUCGGCACGACAAAUUUAUAUACUGAAGACGAACUAGCUAUCCAAGACACUGCGAGGCAAUAUUGUCAGGAGAGGCUGGCACCCAGGAUCCUAGAGGCAUACCGAAAUGAAAACUAUGACAAAGAAAUCAUCCGGGAGAUGGGCGAGCUCGGUCUCCUCGGAGCCACUAUCGACGGAUAUGGGUGUGCUGGUGUCAGCACCGUGGCCUCCGGCCUUAUUACAAAGGAAGUCGAAAGGGUAGACUCCGGCUACCGAUCCGGCAUGUCUGUCCAAAGCUCACUGAUCAUGACAGGCAUAUACAAAUUUGGCACUCAGGCGCAGAAAGACAAAUACCUCCCUGAUCUUGCCAAGGGGAAGAAAUUGGGCUGCUUCGGAUUGACUGAGCCAAACCACGGCUCAGACCCGAGCUCGAUGGAGUCAGUCGCCAAACCGCAUCCGACCAAAAAGGGCUAUUACUCAAUUUCAGGUUCGAAGACAUGGAUCACAAACUCUCCGAUUUCCGACUAUUUCCUAGUUUGGGCCAAGCUCGAAACCACUGGCAAGAUCAAGGGCUUUAUCAUCGAGCGAGACCAGUGUCCACCUGGUACACUAGAGACACCCGCGAUCAAAAAUAAGACCGCCCUCCGCGCGUCCAUCACUGGUAUGAUUCAAUUGGACUCCUGUCCUGUUCCUGAAGCCAACAUGUUCCCCGAUGUCGAAGGGCUCGUGGGGCCCUUUACGUGUCUGAAUAGCGCAAGGUUGGGAAUUGCGUUUGGGACCAUGGGUGCUCUGGAGGACUGCAUUGAUAGAGCACGCACGUAUGCUCUGGAACGCAAACAGUUUAAAGGAAACCCGCUAGCCAAGUACCAACUCGUGCAAAAGAAGCUUGCAGAUGCCGCAACGGAUGCGGCUUACGGCACUUUGGCGGCGGUUCAAGUUGCUAGGCUUAAUGACGAGGGAAAGUCUGUACCCGAGAUGAUUUCCAUAAUCAAGAGACAGAAUUGCGAUCGUGCGUUAGUGGGAGCAAGAACCCUGCAGGAAAUCUUUGGCGGUAAUGCCGCCAGUGACGAAUACCAUAUCGGCCGUCAUGUAGCAAACCUAUUCGUUACCCAAACAUAUGAAGGGCAGAGUGAUAUACACAGUUUAAUUAUUGGCCGUGCUAUGACUGGUGUUCAAGCGUUUGUUUGA